UCUUGGGUGCUGGGGAGGACAGGCUUGCAUUAGUGGGUGGGGACUGAUGGUCAUUGUGAGCUUUCUGGACACAGAGAGACCUACAGGAUGGAUUUUCUCCGGCUUCGUCUCCCUGGGCUGCAUCAGGCCUUGCGGGGAGCGCUGGAUUCCUUCAGCGCUUUUGUGUCCUACCUCAUAGGAGAUACAGUCCCCACGGUAGAGAGGGAGCCGCAGGCAGCUGAAGAGCCUGGGGAAGUGGCCGCAGAGAAGCCAGAGAAGGUUAUAGAGGAGGAAGCCCAGGAGGCACUGGAGGGAUUUAGGAGUGACCAGGGAGAGAGGGUAGGAGCUCCUGGAGAGCUCAUAAGAUGCCAAGAAGGAAGUUUAGCUGGUGAACAGACCUGGGGGUGGAGAGCAGACAGCUCCCCAAGGCUCCAAGCAGAAAGGCAGGACACUGGGUCCAGGAAGGCAGCUGAGGGUGCCAGGGGCCAGGAGCCAAAUGCUCCGCUGAGGCCUGAGGCAGGGCCUGGGACUCACAGAGACGGGAGCAGUACCAGAGCCCAGGAGAUCUGGGAGCACGGUGAGCAGGAAGUGAGCAGUGGGGAGCCGCUGAGAACCUGUGAACAGAAGGAAGAAAAGGAGGUGGUGGUCAGAGCCGCAGAGUCAGGGUUGGCCAGGGGAGUGGAGUCACAGCCAGCCUGGCCCAGGGAGCCCGAGGAGAAUGCUGGUACCGAUGGGCAGGAGGUUACGGAGGACAGCAAAGAGACAGACUGGGUGGUCAAGGAUGCAGAACCCGAGGGGUUUGGGGCCAGAGGGGCUGACAAGGAGGAAGAGAGGAUGGUCCUGAUGACGGAGGCAAAGGCACAGGGGACACAAAACCCAGAGGCAGAAUCUGAGCACUGGGCCAUGUUGGGUAGAGAGGCCUGGGCAGCCUCAGGCAGGGAGGAGGUUGAUAACCUGGGCAUUCAGGAAGCAGAAUAUGGGCCAGACCCAGAAGACAGCAUCCCAGAAGCUACUGGGAAAGUCUGGGUCCUAGAAGAGGCUUGCAAGGGAGGCCAGCAGGAUGAGAUGGAUGAGAAGAGAGAGGCUGAAGCUAGCCAUCAGACCCAGCCCCUGGAGAGGGAGAGAACCAGAGAGAUGACUGAAGGCCAGACAGCAGGGAAGCAGGCGGAGGGAGACCAGGAGACACGGGGCAGCUCUGAGGACGAGGAAAGGCAAGACCCAGCCACCGGAGAGAAGGGGGUGAGUCUGGAGGAGGAGGUGCAGGCAGAAGAGUCCCCCAGGGAGGAAAGGAGCCCUGGGGCCACAGAAGCUGUGCUAGCCCUGGACAAGGAGGCUCAAGGGGAGCCUGACUUGGAAGAAUCUCCAGAAGCCAGGCCUGAGGAAUCGUAUGUGGGAGAGAAAAGAGAGGCAGCUCAGGUGAGACAAGAGGUGUUGAGAGCAGAGGUCACUGGAGGACAGGACCCUGAGCUGAGGAGAGCUUCCCAGACCUUGACUGAACAACUUGAGGAAGGACAGAAGGGUCAGGAGGAGACCAGGAGAGCUCCAGACCUGAGCCCAGCGGGGAUGCUACAUUUGGAGGACUGUCACAGCAGGCCUAUGGGGUUUGCAGGUCCUGAGCUAGAAGCCCAGGGAAACUGGAGAAGGGAUGCGGACAGCACAAACACCCAGGAGGUAGAAGCAGAUGCUGAAGAAGCAGGUGAGGAAGAGAUUGCAACAGGGCAGGCAGAGGAGGUCCAGGCUGAAGGAGGCCAGGAGUCUCAACAGCCCGAGGUCCCAGGGUGGGGAGCAGAGGCAGGACUGGCCUCCAUAGCAAUGAGCCAGGAGCUGGAGGGAAGCCAGGAAGCAGAGGCAGGCCAGUCAGUGGGGGAGUCCAGGCCCACAGAAAUCAAGGCUGGUGCGGGGGAGGCUGCGGCGCCUUGGGAGACAAACGGAACGUGCAGCACGAGGAGGCUGGAGGAGGUGGCUCUGAGCCUACAGGACAAUGAAGACACACAGACCAGUUCUUCAGCUGCUGAGAUUAUCUUGGGUAGCAGGAUUGUGGGGGCCGAGGAAGGGCCCGAAUGGGAGGCUGGGAUGGCUCCAGAGAGGGAGUUUGGGAAAGCCUGGCAUCCCAAGGGCAGAGGGGAGACGGGGGGAGUCACCGAGCUGGAAGAGGCUCCAGAGAAGCAAAGUGGGCAGGAAGCUUGCUCAGAAGGCGCAGCAGAGGAGAAGGCGACUGGCUAUGAUGUCCAAGAAAUCGGUGGGACGGGAGAGGGAGAGCAGGCAGAAACGGGGACAUCUGUGAUGGCAGAAGGGACGAGGGGAAUGGAUGGCGUGACUUUAGGCUCCCAGGCAGAGAGAGCUGAGAGGUCCAUAGCCCUCGUGGAGACUGGGGGGCUCCUAGGAGAGCAGAUGCCGUUGGAAGACGAGGCUAGGGGAGGGCUGUCAAGAGAGCGGAGGGCCCACAACUCUGAGGGAGAGACACAAAAGCUACGUGAUGUGGAGGAGGCCGUGAGAGAAGCACAGAGGACAGAGAUCCAGGAGAAUGAUCCAGAAGGUCUGGAGGACGCCUCAGGCCAGCAGACACACCAGAUUCCCACGUUAGCUGUGCCUGGCUCCUCUGAAUCAGCGGGGGCCACAGCCAGUGCCCCAGGAGAUGCUCAGAGCCACUGGAAUGAGGCCCUGCUCCCCGGGUCCCUCCUGGAUGUCUCUGUCCCUCGAAGUCGUGUGCUUCUCUCACGAAAUUCCUCACGGCGGCGCUCGAGGCCCUCUUUGCGUCGAAUCUCUGCUCCUGAGCCGCAGUAUGACCCUCCCAGCCCCCAACCCCAGGAGGAGCUGCUGUUCCCUGAGCCGGCACCUCUUCAACCCGAGGAGACUUCAGAGCCAAGUGCCCCAAGGCCUGAAGGGACUCCAAUGCCAGCCAGGAAAAAAGUGCUGGGACAUGGGUUUGGAUUCGCUCAUCCUGGCAUGAUGCAGGAGCUGCAAGCCCGCCUGAGCCGGCCGAAGCCACAGUGACAGAGCCUAGAGCCCUCGUGAGACAGGCCUCCUACGGGAGGGUCAGGACGCUCUGCUGGACUCUUGUUACCCUUGACUCCCUCUGCUCCUGGAACACAUCGUUUUCACCCUCUGGGCCUCAGCGACACCAGAUGUUUAUGAAGACCUUGACUCUAAGGAGUUGGAUUCCCCAGUGUAAGCUAUCAUAGGUCCCUGCCCUGGUCACCUUUCCCAUCUCUCUGGGCUGCUCAGGAGACUACAAGGAAGACGGGGUUGGAAAGACUCUACUCCCCUAAAUCUUCCCUGUAUGAUCGCCGCGCCCUCCCCGCCAAUUACCCAUCAUGCUAGAGCCCCACAGAGAGCUAUGUAAGAUAACAGACCUCUGGGGUGGAAGCCCCCGCUCUCCCCCAAAAGAAAGAGCGCUGCCUUUCUUUGUCAAUGACCAUGGGCAGCAGACCAGUUGCUUUGAGUUUCUAAAAUGAUAGCUCAAUAUCACAACUGCAGGUUGCUAUGGUAACCUCCAGGCCAGAGUUGGGGAACGUUGCAGGAACUCCAAGAACAUAGGAGUAGAGAGAGGUUCUGGCUAGGCAGAAGCUUCGGACUGUUCCCAAGCUCUCCUGCUCAGUGGGUGCCAGACACUCCUGUGAAGACGUGGAGACACAGAGUGGGCCAGAGGGCUUUAUUAGUCACCCAGCAUGGUGGCCUAACUCAAGAAUGAAACAAUAAAUAAACCAUCAUUUUCUAAAAAUAAAUAAAUAUCCAAGAAAUAAA
Messenger RNA from Peromyscus leucopus (white-footed mouse), 3723 nucleotides. RefSeq names its product apolipoprotein B receptor (gene Apobr). Gene Ontology annotation, cellular component: membrane. The record is from RefSeq and is a predicted model, not a curated record. Gene Ontology annotation, molecular function: very-low-density lipoprotein particle receptor activity. The transcript is spliced from 4 exons. Lineage: Eukaryota; Metazoa; Chordata; Mammalia; Rodentia; Cricetidae. Gene Ontology annotation, biological process: lipid transport; triglyceride metabolic process. Bases 88 to 2973 code for a protein of 961 amino acids.